ACGCGACCACCGCCUAUAUAUCCUUUCGCUAGCUUGACGUAUAACUCUCUGUUGCACUCUUCCAACAAACUGUUCUAGGGUUUUCGAUAUCACUCUGACGUGGAGAUGAACAUUAAUUGGGGACAAUCUGGACGAGGGCGCUCGUAUUCUGUGAUUCCAAUGAGUAUGCGACCAUCCCUCAACAAUGUACCCUUUGAGCUCCUUGAAAGUCACAUAUUCCCCUUGCUUUCCCCUCUAGACCUCGUGUGCCUUGGCAAGGCUGACAAGUCUAAAAAGGCGGCGGUGGAGCUAUAUUCUGCCACCCAGCUUAGGAGGCUGUUCUCCCGCUACUUUACGGAGGAGGAAACAAACAAAUUCCGCCUUCUCCAAGCCGAAUAUGGCAUACUGAUCUCCGGAUCGAGUGGUGUGCAGUUCUUUGAAUGCAUCAGGUAUCCGGGCUCCGACCUCGACAUUUAUGUCGAGCACAAGCACUGUCAUGCCGUUGGACAGUUCCUCCUGACAGCUGGAUACACGUUCAACCCGCGUGACAAGCAACAAGGGGUUUUUUACGAGGUUGUUGGGCGCGUUUCGGAGGCUGUCAGAGUGCGUGAUGAAGAUGCAUUUCUGACUGGAUACCAUUGUCGCGGUAUUGCGGACGUCUACGAUUUUUCUCGCAAUGGUGCCCAAGUUCAGCUGAUCACCUCCAAGAAGUCUCCGAUGGAAAUCAUUCUGUCUUUUCACUCAACUACCCCGAUGAAUAUCAUCAGUCAUUCCUAUGCAUAUUCUUUAUUUCCCAAAGCUACGUUUGAUCAAAAGCGCGCCUUGAUCAUUACCACGAGCGGCUCGGGGCAAGAAACUGGGAGGGGCAAAUAUCGUGAUCGCGGAUGGAAACUUUUCGAGUACCCCUCCGUGUUCGAGGCGACCGACUCGAAAUCUGAAUUCCAAGCAGGCCUGAGAUGGGUUGGUGAUAGAAAGUGUCUAACCUUGCCUCUUCCACCUAUUCCUUCCUUGGACGCCUUCAUUCCGUUUCCGUACCCCGUCCAUAUCAACUCAUGGAACAUGAAGUACAAUCGAGACAAUGAAGCUAUUCUGGAGCACGAGAUGCUACUUGCUCCCGUUUUUAGCUACUGCGCAGCUGAUGGAGCUUCCUUUCUAGAAGCUCUGGAUAAAUGUGGCAUACUUAAAGAGCUGGAUAGAUUUAUGGCGCCUGUCAAGGGAACCGUCUGGGUCGACAAACUUCUCGUAGCACUUUUUCAGAAAUAUCAGGAGCGAGUCUCUUCCACGCGCAAUGGCAGCGGCGCCGCGUUGGAGUGGCUGAUGAAACCAGAUGUCCUGUACCCAACAGCGCUAAGCCUUUGAGGCCAGUUUCUUUUCACUGCAUGUUAUCAAGCUAGUGUAUCGUAACUAUCAGAGGGACUUGAUGCAACUUGUUCGUACUUCUGUUUUGGCUUUAGAUACAGGAGUAUUUACUGAGAUCAGUGCUCUGAUAGUUGAGAGUGAUAUGUGGCUGAUACCUCUCAUAAGUUUGCGACUGACAUUACGCGUAUACGUACAGCCUGACGGUCCAUGAACGUGAUUUCAGCCUUGACACGCGUAGCUUCUGCUUCCAUGAUGUAGUAGUAGGUGGUUAAGAAAAAUGGGGGGAAACAGCACGCGGUGGACUAUCGACACGACGCG
Desarmillaria tabescens is the source of this 1656-nucleotide messenger RNA. RefSeq lists its product as uncharacterized. The record is from RefSeq and is a predicted model, not a curated record. Bases 106 to 1338 code for a protein of 410 amino acids. The transcript is spliced from 5 exons. NCBI's taxonomy places the organism in Eukaryota, Fungi, Basidiomycota, Agaricomycetes, Agaricales, Physalacriaceae.